AUGAGUCUUCUUAUCGUUGUUACAAACACACUGACGCUUUUCUAUCUUCAAAAGGAAAUCAGGGCAAUUCGAAAAUCCAGUAAAUCAGAUUCGCAGCGACAAAUGGCCCACAUGAAAACCAAUAUCAGUUUCUACAUACAGGGAUGCAUCAUAGCCUUUGUCAUGAUAUUGACCCUAUUUUUAUCUCGAUCUCUUACCGAAGCAGCAUCCUCGAAGCUACAAUAUGUUAUAUUUUCAACUCUAAUCUGGGAUUUGGCUCAAUCGAGCAACGGGCAAGUCAUGGGGACCCCAAAAAAAAAAGAACGAGAUCAAUGGAAUUAUUUGCAGCAUUGUUCUUCUCGUAUUCAACAAGCCAUUGCGCUAUAUCUUUUCACGUUCCUCGCGAAACACUAUACAAGUUACGCAAACUCUUGGCUCCUAGGGUAUCUACAGAAUACCGAAAUCAACCAAUAUAACCUGCAGGAGUGCUGA
Cylicocyclus nassatus is the source of this 471-nucleotide messenger RNA. The record is from the annotation of a GenBank genome assembly. Lineage: Eukaryota; Metazoa; Nematoda; Chromadorea; Rhabditida; Strongylidae.